Molecule: messenger RNA, 1445 nt
Organism: Thermothielavioides terrestris NRRL 8126
Lineage: Eukaryota; Fungi; Ascomycota; Sordariomycetes; Sordariales; Chaetomiaceae
Exons: 4
Coding region: 593-1192 (199 amino acids)
Molecular function (GO): peroxiredoxin activity
Source: RefSeq, a predicted model, not a curated record
AACGGCGUAUACGGCGUCUUGGACGGUGGGCCAACCGCGACUCGGCGGGAUUGAGAACUUGGGUCUGGGCGAUGGGAACAAAGCGACGCGGGUUCUAAAUGUACUGCAAAAGGUAUUUCUCGCGAGUGUCGGGCCGUAUAAUGCGGAUACUGAGGAUACUCGGCCUUGGUUUUCACGCAUGGAUCGCGCUGCAUGUGUUUUCAGGGUUUCUUUACCCCAAGCGCCGUCCUGGGGAUUAUUGAGGUUCCGAUCGGCGCUCUAUUACCGAGGCCACGUCCCGGGCCCCCGCAUCCGACAUCCGCUCGAAGGCCGGCAAGAGUGGGGACGGCAUUGGGCAUGGAGGCGUACUUCCAUACUGGCACACAAUCUCUUGCCGGACCGAGGAUCUUACCUCCCUGGUGAUCACCGCACACUCCCCAGGCUCCAUCGCCCAUCCGCAUUGUCUGUCUUGCGGAACCAACUUUGUCUGUUUGCUCAUCUAAGUCAUCCAUCCUACUCACCCAAGCCCCUCCCUCUCCCAGAUCCCAGUCCCAACCUCAUCCACCUCAAUUCCACAACCCUACCACCACCAACAACAAACGAACCCCGCACGAUGCGCCUGCCCUACGUGCCGGACCCGCCGCCGACGAGCACGCCGGAGGAGGCGGCGAUCGUGGAGCGCAUCCGGGCGCGGCGGGCGCCGCGGCCGCUGCAGCCGCUGGACCUGGCGCUGCUGCACGCGCCGGCGGUGGCGGACGGGUGGAACGCGUUCCUGGGCGCGGUGCGCACGCGCACGUCGCUGGCCGACGACGUGCGCGAGAUCGUCAUCGCCCGCGUCGCCGUCGCCAACCAGGCCUGGUACGAGUGGAUGCACCACGCGCCGCUGGCCGAGCGCGGCGGCGUCAGCCGCAAGGGCAUGGACGAGGUCGUCCGCCGCGAGGGGGAGCUGCGCCUGUUCGAGGAGGAUGGGACGCUGAAGCCGGCGCCGGAGGGCCUGACGGAGAAGCAGUGGGUGGUGGUCUGCUAUGCGGACGAGAUGACGAGGAACGUGCAGGUGCGGGAGGAGACGUUCGCGCGGUUGAGGGAGCUGUUUGACGAGAAGGAGGUGGUGGAGAUCACGGCGACGGUUGCUUGCUACAACUGCGUCAGCCGCUUCUUGGUGGCCCUGGAUGUGGGCGAGAAGAACGGACUGGGGCCGGAUGCGGUGCAUUAAGCUAUCAUUACGGUUUCUCGUAGAUCCUCUCUGAAGGCUGGAGAUCCAAUACAUGUGGCCGCCCCGGCCGGUUCCAAGGAAGCGCCAAAAUGCCGGGUGUCCGAACCACUGAAUCGACGAGUAUGAAGGAGGUAGCGUGGGAAAUGAAAUGCGAGAAAAUCAAUUAGACAGCAACAACUAAGAGAAAUACAAGGAAUAUGGCAGGCGAGACAGGGCUGGUUGUAUGUGAAGUGAAUAUGUAACUGCUUGGAAU